Molecule: messenger RNA, 1037 nt
Organism: Lacerta agilis (Sand lizard)
Lineage: Eukaryota; Metazoa; Chordata; Lepidosauria; Squamata; Lacertidae
Gene: TMED4
Product: transmembrane p24 trafficking protein 4
Exons: 5
Coding region: 16-732 (238 amino acids)
Biological process (GO): intracellular protein transport; endoplasmic reticulum to Golgi vesicle-mediated transport; positive regulation of canonical NF-kappaB signal transduction
Cellular component (GO): endoplasmic reticulum; Golgi apparatus; endoplasmic reticulum-Golgi intermediate compartment
Source: RefSeq, a predicted model, not a curated record
CGGCCAGAGUCGUCCAUGGCAGGCGGGUGUCGCUCGGGGGAUCCCGCGGCCUUCUCGGCCCGGCCGCCGGGGAGGCGGCUAGUGGCGGCGGCGGCGCUGCUGGUGCUGUUGGCGGCGGGCCGCGGGGCGCAGGCGCUCUACUUCCACAUCGGGGAGACGGAGAAGCGCUGCUUCAUCGAAGAGAUCCCUGACGAGACCAUGGUUAUCGGGAACUACCGGACGCAGCUGUGGGACAAACAGUCCGAGGCCUUCCUGCCCUCCACGCCGGGCCUGGGCAUGUUCGUGGAGAUCAAGGACCCCUAUGGGAAGAUGGUCCUCUCCAGGCAGUACGGCUCUGAAGGCCGCUUCACCUUCACUUCGCACACCCCAGGAGAGCACCAGAUCUGCCUCCACUCCAACUCCACCCGCAUGGCCCUUUUUGCAGGCGGGAAACUGCGGGUGCACUUGGAUAUCCAAGUCGGGGAGCACGCCAACAAUUACCCAGAGAUUGCUGCCAAGGACAAGCUGACCGAACUGCAGCUAAGAGCCAGGCAGCUCUUGGACCAGGUGGAGCAGAUCCAGAAGGAGCAGAACUACCAAAGAUACCGAGAGGAGAGAUUCCGCAUGACCAGCGAGAGCACCAACCAGCGGGUGCUGUGGUGGUCCAUUGCCCAGACCAUCAUCCUCAUCCUCACUGGCAUUUGGCAGAUGAGGCACCUCAAGAGCUUCUUUGAGGCUAAAAAAUUGGUGUAGCCCCUCUGACAGCACAGGCACCAUUGCUCUUCCGCUUCCACUGAGCACUUCUUGACCCUCCUGGAUUUGGCACAGAUGAAAGGACAGAUGGAAGCACAGUAUGUGAAACAUCUUUGGACCAGCAUUUGCAUACUUCCUCUUCCCUGAUGAAGGGGGUGCCCUGCCCACAGAAGUCUCUCAUGUGCCACCCCGUUCUUUGGUUUGCUGUGUUGCAGCAGCUGGAAAAGCCUCUGUGGGCAGUGCCUUUAUGCAGAUCCAAAGGAAGAGAAAAUUGCUUUCUAAGAGACAGUAGGCUCUUCUUUUUU